AUGGAAAAUAUUUCUUUUAAUUCAUCAUAUACAGCAAAAUCACCACAAAAAAAUUCAUCUUUUAACAACAUUCAUGACAAAGGUGUUUUAAAAGAUGAAAAUUUAAAUGAAAUAUAUGAUAUAAGUACAAAAUUAAAAUCAUAUUAUGAAUCAUUUAGUCAUGAAAAUAAUGAAAUAUUAAAUUUUAAAUUUAAAAUUAAAAAUGACUUAAAUAUUUUAAAUUGUUACAAUCAAAAAAAUAUCAAUACAAGUAAUAUAGAAGAAAGUGUAAACAAUUUUGAAUCAAAUUUAAAAAAUAGUGUAAAAAUAAAUGUAAAUUUUGAAGAAAUAGGAAUAAAAAAUAACGAUUGUGAGCUUAUUACAAGUCGUUAUGAAUAUAAAAAUAAAAUAAAUGAAAACUCGGAUAUUUUAUUAAAUAAACAUAUAGAUAAAAGUUUAAGUAUUCAAUCAUUCAAUUCAAGAUAUAGUGAACAUAAUAUAAGAAAGAGAAAUGCUAACAUAUGUGAUAUUUUUAAAUAUAAAAAUUAUUAUAAUAAAUAUAACGUUGUAUGUAAUAACAUAAAUGAUACCAGUGAGAUUUUUAAAUCGAGUGAGAUUAAGGUAAAUGAUAUCCAUGUUUAUCACUACAAUAAAAUUGAGGAUGAAGUUAGAACAAAUAUUACUAUUGCAAAUAAUAAUUUUAAUACGAAUUAUACUAAUAAUUAUGAUAGUAAUAAUAGUAAAAAUAACACUAGUACUGCUAAUAAUAUAAAUAAAAUUAAUACAACAAAAAGUAAUAAUAAUAAUGAAGUGAAUGGUUUAAGUAGUACAAAAUGUCAAAAUAAUAACAAUUUUAAAAAUGGUGAAAAAUUCCAUGAAAAGCAAAAUGAAGAUAGAGGAAACAGUAGUAGUAUAAUAAAUUUGUACUAUAAAAUUGAUAGUAAAAAUAGUGAAAGUAUUUCCCACAAUAAUAAUGUUAAUGAAUUUUUUGAAAAUAUAAAAAAAAUAAAUAAUUCAAAUGAAGGAAAGGGAGAAUUUAAAAAUAUUAAUAGCAAUGAAAAUAUAAAAUUAUGUGAAGGAAGCAAAAAGUCUUAUGAGUGUUCAUUAUCUAGUAGUAGUGGAUUAAAUGAAAAUAAGAGUUAUAUGAUGAAACAACAUGAUAAUAGUAAAAAUAAUGAAAAUAAUAAUAUUUAUGAAAUCAAUCAAUUUAUUAAAGAAGAAAAAAUAAUAAAAGAAAAUUAUGAAUUUAUUAAUUUAAAUAGCAAGAAUGAAUUAAAAAAGAAAAAAAAAACAAAAAAAAUACAAAAAUUAAGGAAUAUUAAGAAAGUCAAAUUUCUUAAUAAAGUGAAGGAUAAGUAUAAUUUAAAUGUAUUUUAUUCAGGUGUUAGAAGUUAUAAUUUUAGUUCAAGUGUUAGAAAAAAAAACAUAGAAUUUUACAACAGUUAUAUAAAAAGGAAUGUUUUGUAUAAAUUAAAUAAAAAUAUGGAAUAUUAUAAAAGUAAAUUCUCAAAUUAUAUAAAUACAACGAAAUAUUAUAAAAAUAAUAACAAUAAAUUAAAUAGAACUUCAAAAAAUAAAAAUGAAAAAAAGAAGAAAAUUAAAAAGAAAAGUAAAAUAAAUAUUGAAAAAAAAAAAAAUUUAAGUUCUUCAAAUAAUACAACUAAUGUUAAUCAAAAAUUAAACUUUAACAACAUAUACAACAGAAAUUAUUCCUUGAAAAAAGGAAAUAAUAUGAACGUAAAUAAUUAUGAUUCAUACAAAUUAGAUAAUAAUUAUACUUAUAGUAACAAUUUAGGUAGUAGGGUUACAAGAAAUUUGAGCAAUGAAAAAUUAGGUUAUAACAGUGAUGACAAUUGUAUAUUUAAAAAUAUGAAAAGAAAAGAGAAGAAAAAUGUAAAUUUUUGUGAUAAUAAAUUUUUUUGUAAAUAUUUAAGUGAUGACGAUUUAACUUUUGAAAAUUAUUGUAACUACCUUUUACCAAAGGAAAAUGUAGAAAAGAUGAAUGUUUUAAGUUACUUACAUUACUUUAAAGUAUUAAAUAAGAAAAAAUUAAAGAAAAAAAUUAACAGCAAUAUACAAAAAUUAGAUUUUAAUUAUGAUUAUUUUAUAAGUUCUAUUUGUAAUACGAAUAAUAAAAAAAAAAAUAUUUUAUAUAAUGUGAAAGGUGGAAUAACAAAUGAAGAAGAUAUUUAUGAAGAUUUUUUUAAAAAUGAUAUAUAUAUGAUUGAUGGUUCUAUUAAUGAUGGAUAUUGUAUAACAACAUGCUAUGAUAACAUUUUAAAAAAUAAGCAAAUUAAAACAAAAUAUUUUGAUUGUUAUAAGAAAGUUUUUUUAAUUUUUAGGAAGAGAUUUCUACAAGAAAACGGUUGUAAUAUUGUAAAAGAGCAAAACAUUUAUGAUUUUAAUAAUGAAAAAAAUUUUGAAUGCAAUAAUGAUAAUAAUAAUAGUAAUAAUAUUAAUAAUAAUAAUAAUAGUAAUUAUAAUAAUAAUAGUAAUUAUAAUAUUAAUAGUAACAAUAAUAAUAAUUAUAACAAUAAUAAUAAUAAUAAUAUUAAUAAUAACAAUAACAAUAAUAAUAGUGAUAAUAAUAAUGAUAAUGAUAAUAAUAAUAAUAAUAAUAAUAAUGAUAAUAAUAAUGAUAAUAAUAAUGAUAAUAAUAAUGAUAAUAAUAAUAAUAAUAAUAAUAUUAAUAAUAAUAAUUUUAAUUCAGUAAAUGAAGAAGUAAGUAGUUUAGAGAAGCAUUCAUUGACAAUAUUCAAUAAUGAAAAAAAUGAAUACGACAAGAAAAAUUAUGAUUAUAAUAUAAUAGAUGAAAAGGUAGAAUAUAAAGAAAAAAUUAAAGGGUGUGACUACGAAAAAAAAUGUGAUAUAAAUAAUUUAAAUGAUAAAUUUCAAUAUAAUAAAGUAUAUAAUGAAAAUAAAGACAGUUUUAAGGAGACAGAAGGCAACUUUAAUGAACAAAAUAUUCUUGAAGAUAAUAAUGAACACUUUGAAAAAAUAGAAGAGAAUGAUGAAUUAAAUAAUUUUAAUGUUAACAAAGAUGAAAUUACUGAAUGUAAUUAUGAUGAAGAAAUAAAUAAUUAUUAUGUUAAAGAUGAGAUAAAGGAAUGGAAUGGAAAUGACACUGAUGAAAUAAAUGAAUUAGAGGUUAAAGAAUUAGAAAGUUUUGCUGACGAUAAUAAUGAAUUGAAUGAGGAAGAUAUUAAAGAUGAAUUAUCAACUGAAAAUAAUGAAACUACUCUAAGGUUACCUUCAAAUGAUGUUGAUGCCGUGAAAAGUAUGAGUGAAAAUAUCAUAAACAAUUCUAAUUUUACGAGUUCAUCCAAUGAAAAUAGUACUAACAUGGAAUCAAAAAUAAAAAUAAAAAAUAAGAAUAUACAAAAGACUGAGAUAAAGGAUAAAGGAAGAAGACGAAAAAAAAAUUUUUUAAAUAAAAAAAAUGAUGAAAUUGUAAAGGUAUAUGGAGAUAUAAUUAAAGAAAAUACAACUAGUUUCUUGUAUAAGAAUUUUGUUAUUCCUAAAAAGUCACAUAAUUAUACUUAUUUAAAUUAUAAAGAAAUAAAAGAAUAUUUAAAGAAUUUAACUGUUUUAAAAAGUGGAGCAAAUUGGAAAACAUAUAAAAUAGAAGAUCUACCAAGUGAACUUUAUAAAAAUAUUCGACCAAUAAAUCAAAGAGUAACUGGUUUUAAAACGGUUUUGUUGGUUGAUGAAUUAUUUGAAAAAUUGUGGGAAUUUCCAUUAACUGAUAUGAUAAAAAUUAGAACUGUUACGAGAGGAGAUCAAUUUAUAGGAGAUAUAAGAAUUGAUUUUUAUUACAGACAAAGUGAAAGAACAUUAUGUCGUGCAUGUGGAAGACAUAUUUUAAAACAAAAAUUUGCAACAGAGCAUUACCAAAGAAAUAUAAAUUGUUGGAAAGAAGUAAUGUGGAGAUUAGGAAUUCCAGAAUUACAUUACUAUAACUCAGUUAGAAAUGAUUUUUUCGAUCCACGAAUUACAAAUAUAGAUAAUAAUAACGAACAAGUAUUAUUAGAUAGAGCAUUGAUAUUAUAUAAUCAGGAAUUAAUUAAAAAAGCUACUGAUUUUGUUAAUGAAGAGUUAAAAUAUUAUGAAGAAAACUGUAUGAACAAAGAACCCAAAAAAACGAAAGGAAACAACUGCUUGGAAUUAGAUAUAUUAGUUCUUGAUGAUAAUAAUAUUUUACUUCCUACAAUGAAAAAUGAACUAGAUGAACCAUAUUUUGAAAUAUCUGCUAUAUAUCCAAGCAAUGGUUUUGCUGACGAAAAUUAUUCUAAAAAUUUUUGUUUCAUAAAAAUAACAUUUAACAAGUUGGGUGGAAUGGUUUUAAGAGAUCUGUUUACACUAGAAUGUGAAUUUUUAGUAGAUUGGGGAGAUAAUUUGUUAAUUCAAGCGAAGAAAUAUACGUUGCAUGAGAUUUAUAAUAAUUCAGAUUCAUACGAUGUAAACUUACGAAAUUUAUAUGAUCAAGGGUUUGCAUAUUUGCGAUGCAAUGUACCUCAGAAAAGCUAUGGAAAAGUUAACCUAAAAGUUAGAAUUCCUAAAACAGUUUGGCAUUAUUGGGAAGCAAUAGCUGAUGAGGCAUCGCAAGUUAGUUAUGAAUUUCUGGAUAAAAAUAACAUGCAUAGACAUUUAUUAUUUUGCUCAUACUUAGAUAACAUUAAUAAAAAUUUUGCAACAUAUAUUAAGAAUUCUUAUAAAAAUAAUUAUAGUUUUGAUUCUAUUAAUAACGCAUCUAAUUAUACAAAAGUAGAAGACGAUUAUUCGCAAAGGAACGUUCUUCUUGAUAAAAAAGCGAAACCUAAUGUAUCAGAGUCAAUAAAUAAUAAAAUUAUACCUUAUAAUUUUAAUUCACCAAAAGCAGAAAUGAACGAUUUAAACAAUUUGAAUACAAGACUAUUAUAUAAUCAAAAUAAUACAUAUAAUAACAUGGAUUAUCCUCUUAUUAAUAAUAUUCCAUUUCAAAAUUAUCAGAAUUUUAAUAUGAAUAAUGUACAGAAUGAUUCCGAUACGAACUAUUCAAAAAACUUUGAUCAUUAUAAUACACAUCCAGAGUCAAAUUUUUAA
Messenger RNA from Plasmodium gallinaceum, 5061 nucleotides. RefSeq names its product conserved Plasmodium protein, unknown function. NCBI's taxonomy places the organism in Eukaryota, Apicomplexa, Aconoidasida, Haemosporida, Plasmodiidae. The record is from RefSeq and is a predicted model, not a curated record. The transcript has 4 exons. The coding region runs from base 1 to 5061 and encodes 1686 amino acids.